Rhizopus microsporus ATCC 52813 is the source of this 667-nucleotide messenger RNA. RefSeq lists its product as uncharacterized. Lineage: Eukaryota; Fungi; Mucoromycota; Mucoromycetes; Mucorales; Rhizopodaceae. Gene Ontology annotation, biological process: regulation of transcription by RNA polymerase II. Gene Ontology annotation, molecular function: transcription coregulator activity. The transcript is spliced from 3 exons. Gene Ontology annotation, cellular component: mediator complex. The record is from RefSeq and is a predicted model, not a curated record. The coding region runs from base 45 to 470 and encodes 141 amino acids.
UUAAAGUGCGAAUACUGUAUUUUUUACACCUUUUUCUCGUUGAAAUGUCUAAUGAUCAAUAUGUGGAUCCGACCCAACGCAUGGCUGAAAGCACCAUGCGUAUAAAAGACCUUUAUCAAGUGGAAAGAAAACUUGUGCUAUUAAUCGAGACAGCUGGUGAUGCCUUGGCUAUUUUACCAGAAGAAGAAGUAAAGGAUGAAAAUCCAGAUCAGUUUGUUCGUGAAAGAGCCUUGGCUUUUCGUCAAUUGGCCUCUCGUUAUUUUUCUCUUGUUAAUGAUAUACAACUAGCCCUGAGAAGUCACGUGAAUUAUCUAACAAAGACAGCAAGCUUCACACCUGUUGCCAAUAAAACAAUACCGUUUAAGACUUCGAUUGUUAACCAACAAAAACAAUUGGAAAUAUGGGCAGAAGCGAUAAAGGCAAUUCAGCAACAAAUACAAGAAAUUAAACAAAUUGGACAAGAGCAAUAGACCCUUUUAUUCUUUCAAGAACCGUAUAUCCUUCAAUUCUUCAGGUAGAUAAGUUUGAUCUACUGGCUCAUCAUAAUCAGGGUUAUACUUGUAUCCCUUCCCAUAGUUCAAAUCCUAGUGAUCAAAUCUAUUAGCAUCACGUGUAUAUAAUUAUACAAUAAAUCUUACCUUCAUCAGUUUAGUAGGUGCGUUACGAA